Messenger RNA from Mobula hypostoma (lesser devil ray), 3090 nucleotides. Its product is annotated as holocytochrome c-type synthase. NCBI's taxonomy places the organism in Eukaryota, Metazoa, Chordata, Chondrichthyes, Myliobatiformes, Myliobatidae. Gene Ontology annotation, molecular function: holocytochrome-c synthase activity. Gene Ontology annotation, biological process: cytochrome c-heme linkage. The record is from RefSeq and is a predicted model, not a curated record. Gene Ontology annotation, cellular component: mitochondrion. The transcript has 7 exons. The coding region runs from base 279 to 1106 and encodes 275 amino acids.
UACCCAGAUGGAAUAUAAGAUGUUGUUCCUCCAACCUGAGCGAAUCCUCAUCGUGACAGUAGAGGAGGCCUUGGAUGGACAUGUCGGAAUGGGCAUGUGGAGUGGAAUUAAAAUGGGUGGCCGCUGGGAGACCCUGAUUUUCUGGCGGAUGGAGUGUAGGUGCUCAGCGAAGCGGUCUCCCAAUCUACGUCGGCUCUCACCAAUGUACAAGAAGCCACACAGGGAGCACCAGGUCCAACAGAUGACCCCAACGGACUGACCUUUGCUGACUCAAAAGUAUGGGAGCAUCCACUUCAGCACCAUCUAACAACGUGCAAGCAGCUUCAGCUACACCACAGGCAAAGUCCACGUUGUCAGAAUGCCCAAUGCAUCACGCCAAGAAGGAAGGUUGUCCAAUGCAUCAGGCAACUGCAGCAGCCACUUCAGAAGAAAAGAUAUCUUCCCCAGACCCAGUGCCAUCACAUCAAAACAGAGCAUAUGAGUACGUUGAGUGCCCCAUGAGAAGGGAUGAGAGAACAGAAACAGACCAAAUUGAUCCCAGUAAUAUGAUGCCACCGCCUAACCAGCAGCCUGCAUCAGAUCAGCCAUUCCCCCUCUCAGUCGUCAGAGAGGAGUCUUCCAUUCCUCGAUCUAAUUCAGAUAAGCGUUGGGUAUAUCCUUCUGAACAGAUGUUUUGGAAUGCAAUGCUUAGGAAGGGGUGGCGUUGGCGUAAUGAAGACAUUACAGCCAGUGAUAUGACAAAUAUCAUCAAGAUCCAUAAUCAGAAUAAUGAACAGGCCUGGAAUGAAAUACUCAAGUGGGAAGCACUCCAUGCCAAAGAAUGUCCCUGUGGGCCUUCACUAGUUCGCUUUGGAGGGAAAGCUAAAGAAUAUUCACCGAGAGCUCGAAUUCGUUCUUUAAUGGGGUAUGAGCUACCCUUUGACCGGCACGAUUGGAUUGUGAACCGUUGUGGAAAAGAAGUACGAUAUAUAAUUGAUUAUUAUGAUGGAGGCGAGGUUGACAAGUCAACUUACCAGUUCACUGCUUUGGAUGUGCGUCCAGCUCUGGAUUCCCUUGGUGCAGUGUGGGACAGAAUGAAAGUAGCAUGGUGGCGCUGGACUUCAUAAACUUUAAAUGAGUUGUAUUAUUUACUGCACAUGCACCUAUGCAAGCAUUUUGGAAAUUAAAAUGUAAUUAACUAUGAAAAAUGUCUAGACACAGUUGUACACACUCUGCACUAGCUUUGACUAGAUAUUUCUCAUUUGGAAGAUCAUCUACUUUACACGCUACUAUUUCUGUGCAUACAGCUGGUCAUUAUCCAUAUACUUUGCGUAUGGUUUACAAUUUUGCUGUAUUGAAUUCUACAUGUGAUGUUUGUAAUUGUUCAAGACAGGUUUAAAAACUCAUCUCAUUUACUAUGAAGUUAUUGAAAAAAAUGCUCCUGGGAAUUGCUAUUUAUGAGUAUUUCAAUUUUAGUUUCAAAAGUUAGACCUGAUGGCAUUUCAAUUUUUACUUUGAAUUUGAGGCUAGAUGGAAUACCAGGAAUAUUGUAGCUAUUUGAUUGUUCAUGUGAUUUACUUGAAAAUUGUUGUGUUGCCAGGGCUGAACCCAGUACUCUCUUGCCUUUGGUACUAAGCUAAAGCAUGAAACUUCCUGAUGGUAAUGGUUGAAUUUGCGUAAUUGUCCAUAUGUACCGAGGGCUGAUGCAUUGUGAGAAACAGAUUACAGCUACCACUUUUAGGUUUUCAGUGAAAGCUUCAGAAAGCCACUGGUCUGUCUUGUUACUUUUUUGGAGUAUCCUUAUCAUCUUUAUGCAGACAAACUUAUUAAUAUCUUUAAUCCAGAUUAUUCCUUUAAUGGUAGUUAAAUUGACUUGAUUACCUGUAAAGCUAUUUUCCACCUGACUCAUGUUCACCUGGUUCAUAUUUGACUCUAAUUUUUGAUAUUUUAGGAGAUGGGUCAGCUGUCAGUAUUCAUCAUAAGCACAAAACCAUUCAUAUCCACCGCAACUAUACCAACUUUCAUGUAGCUACCUGUAAUUAGUCCUUUGCAAACUUCCACUUUGUUUUUUUUUAUUUCCAUAGAUAAUGCCUGGCUUUCUGAGUUCCCAGCAAUUUGUGUGUGUGUUGUUCUGGAUUUUCAGCAUCUGCAGAAUCUCUUGUGUUUGAUGUGCUGCUCCACUGCAAAGUAUUCACUUCUGUUGAUGCUGCCUGACCUGAGUUCCUCCUGGAUUUUCUGUGUGUUACUCUAGAUUUCCAACAUCUGCAGAAUGUCCUGUGUUUAUAUUUGUUUCUCCAUAUGUAAUGUAUGCUCUAGCAAGAUGUUCCACACCAGUGACUUCAUUGUUGUCCUUUCUCUCCACCACAUUUGACAAAGCUGCCUCUUUAUCACACUUCUCUCACCCCGCCUUCCCUGUCAGAAUAAGGAUGGAGUUCCUCACCUUCCACUCUUCUAGUUUCCACAUUUGAUACGUCAUCCUUCAUAAUUUCUACCAGUUUAAACCAGAUUCCUUCAUCACAUACAUCUUCCCCAUCUCUCCAUUUUCAACUUUCUGGAGGGCUGAUAAUUCCUCCAUUUCUGCCAACUAGGCUUUUUGUUGGUGCUUUCUCAGGUAACUGUGGGAGAUGCAAUACCUGCCCUUGUGCCAGUCCCCAGCAUUCAUGGACUCAACUGUUCUCUUCUGCCUAUUUUCUAGUGUAGUGUAUUGGGCUUGGUUAAUGUGGUGCUCUCAGCAUUGAAGAAACCAAAUGCAGAUUUUGUGACCAUCAAAGAGUUCUGUUCAGUGUACAAGGGAUAAUCUAAGCUUCUAGUUUAUCUAUCUAGUUUUCCAUUUCAUUUUCACACUGGCCCUAUAUACUGUGUGCUUCCAGUUAACCAAGAAAAACAAUGCAUAUCUCAUCAGGCUAUCUUGCAGCUCCUGGUGUGGUAUUUCAUAUGAUUUGACUUGGAAGUCCAUUGAUAAGAGGUGAUGUUUAGGAGGAAUGGCACGUUUGGCAAUCAAAUAGCAUUGUACAGAAAUUAGAACAAUAUUAUAAUGUGGCAGCAAACACAUCCUCUUGAAAAAUGAACACUCACAACACACUGGAGGAACUCAGCAGGUCGGGCAGCAUC